AUGGAGUCGCCAGUCAACACGGACCCGCAGUCGAUGCUCGACCCACGCACUCGAUUCUCCUUCUUCAAUUGGACCAUGACCUAUCGGCUCGAUUCCGACAUUGUCCAGCGUGAUUCCUACGGCUUUGUUGUCCCGCGUUCAAAGCAUCCCAUCAGCGCAAUGAGCUAUCCGACCUUCCAGCACAGCGGUGACGUCACGACAUCCAGCCCAUCACCAUCCAGCGGCAAGAAGAAACUGACGGCCUGGUUCGUGUCCAACUGCGUCACGUCCAUCCACCGGGAAGAUUACGUGAAGGAACUGGGCCGACACGUACCUGUGGACAUUUACGGCAAAUGCGGCAACUUGUCCUGCGGCGACAGAUGCCUGGAAAUGAUUCGCAGCGAUUACAAGUUCUACGUGGCGUUCGAGAAUUCAUUUUGCACCGAUUACGUGACGGAGAAAUUGACGAGGGCCCUCCUCUACGACGCCGUGCCCAUCGUCAUGGGCGGAGUGGAUUACAACCGAUUCGCACCGCCUCAUUCAUUUAUUGAUGCCAAAGACUUUGACUCACCUGAGCAACUUGGCAAUUAUCUUCUCUUAUUGAACGCGUCAGAUUCGCUGUAUGGGCGCUACUUUGAGUGGAAGCGACAUUUCAAUGUCCAGUUGACGACCAAACAGGGCUGGUGUCACCUGUGCAAAUUGGCCAACGACGAACGAUUGCCGUCCAAGACGUACGACGACAUUUUCCAGUGGUGGGUCGACGAUCCCGAUACCUGCAAUUUAAAGGUUGGAGAUACGCCCAUUCAGAGAACAUCAUAG
Messenger RNA from Daphnia pulicaria, 798 nucleotides. RefSeq names its product alpha-(1,3)-fucosyltransferase C-like. Bases 1 to 798 code for a protein of 265 amino acids. Gene Ontology annotation, molecular function: alpha-(1->3)-fucosyltransferase activity. Lineage: Eukaryota; Metazoa; Arthropoda; Branchiopoda; Diplostraca; Daphniidae. The transcript has a single exon. Gene Ontology annotation, cellular component: membrane. The record is from RefSeq and is a predicted model, not a curated record.